Messenger RNA from Cordyceps fumosorosea ARSEF 2679, 744 nucleotides. RefSeq names its product Aminoglycoside phosphotransferase. Bases 1 to 744 code for a protein of 247 amino acids. The transcript has 6 exons. The record is from RefSeq and is a predicted model, not a curated record. NCBI's taxonomy places the organism in Eukaryota, Fungi, Ascomycota, Sordariomycetes, Hypocreales, Cordycipitaceae.
AUGGCUGAAUAUGCGGUCGAUGAUGAAAUCGCUGUAUUCUUCCAGAAGACUACGGCAACACGAUCUGAGUGCGAGGUGAAAGCCCGCGAACUCACUACGAGCGACAGGGUCGAGCCAGUGGCCAUUCAAGGCUGCCGCCUGAGCUCACUGGCUUUGAAAACGGGCAUAUCAGACUUGGCAACAGCUGUAUACGGAUCGUUCGCUCUAAGUGUCUCUCUGCAUGGGCAGCUAGGAACAAGUCAAGAAGGCGCAAGCAAUAAGGAGCCGCUGCUAGCUGCUAUCGCACAGUCUUCUGCUGAGUUCUUUCCUUUCAGACGAAACUUUUUCACUGGGGUUGCUAGCUUCUUCGUAAAAUCCUGGCUCGCCCCCUACUAUCGUGACGAUCUUAAAUCGACUAAUCUUCGAGAUCUUUGGGCUCUUAAACUCGUGCCACUUGACCGGCGUGAUCGACUGGGCUCCAUGCAUUUACAUAAUGGUUGGUUGAGGUUUCCGGACUACGAGCAGCUUGAGCAGCUAUUCUGGCUAAAUUUUGCUAAGGAAGUCGGCGGUAUGCCUGAGCAAACAUUGACUACUAUUAAGAAGGCACGCGUAUUAGGGUUCUUAUUGUCACAUGGGUUUGCUAGUCGCCUUGCCAAUGAGGCUACCCCCACGCCCCUUAAAGAUGACGAUCAUGGUCGCUACCAUAUGAUGUACGUGGACGGCUAUCUGGUCGAUCCUGCUACGAAGAUGGACGGUGUAUUCUGA